This is a messenger RNA of Fusarium vanettenii 77-13-4, 579 nucleotides long. RefSeq lists its product as uncharacterized. The transcript has a single exon. Lineage: Eukaryota; Fungi; Ascomycota; Sordariomycetes; Hypocreales; Nectriaceae. The annotation marks the transcript as partial. The record is from RefSeq and is a predicted model, not a curated record.
UUCGGCCAUCUACCCAGAGAGAUCAGACAGAUGAUCUACGAAUACACCUUUGAACCAUCCGAGCCAGUCUUCACCAACGCCAUUGCAUCGCAGACAGCGUAUACCGCAGAAAAAUAUCCACUUUUCUAUCUGGAUAAGAAGAUCUUGGAGGAUAUGCAGCCUCACUUGUAUCAGGAGCACACCAUGGUGAUUCCUAUCCAGGAGCCGUGCGAUUAUGUGAAACACGAGUUGCCAUUUGCUCCUCGAGUUGCCGCAUGUUCAAAAAGGAUGAGACAAUCCACCGGGACACUCAUAAUCGAAGCUUCUCAAUCAACAACUUCCCAUUACGUCAAAGAGUUCUUUAAAGAGUAUGGGGACUUGAAAGAUUUAUAUGCGUUUUGGUAUAAGCACGACAGAGGGAAGAGAUUGGCCAAGAAGGUCGUCAAUGAAAUUCUCUCCCUCAAGAAAAAACUCCCGAAUAUCAACAAAGUCAAGUUUGUUUUCUGGUUUGGCUGCUGGAUCGUCGACAACAGUCACUGGAAAAGGUCACUCAGGAAACUCCAGAAAGAAUGGCCCGGGCUAUUCAUCGAGGUGGAAUUC